Molecule: messenger RNA, 1522 nt
Organism: Frieseomelitta varia
Lineage: Eukaryota; Metazoa; Arthropoda; Insecta; Hymenoptera; Apidae
Product: protein arginine methyltransferase NDUFAF7, mitochondrial
Exons: 5
Coding region: 144-1457 (437 amino acids)
Biological process (GO): mitochondrial respiratory chain complex I assembly
Cellular component (GO): mitochondrion
Molecular function (GO): protein-arginine omega-N symmetric methyltransferase activity
Source: RefSeq, a predicted model, not a curated record
UUCGAAUAAUAUUUAAUUUUUUAUUAAAUAGAAUACUACAUUCGAAAUUUAGAUCAAAAUUAUUCGUGAACAUAAUUGAUGAUGCGCUACGAUAAUGUAACCUGUAAAUUUGUUUACUUCGAGCACACUGAAAAGUUGAUAAUAUGGGAGUUUGUAAGAAUCCUCAAAUAUUUGAAAAAUAUGUAAAAUGUUGCAAACUACUUAAUACAAGAAUGUUACCAAAUUAUCAGCAACGUUAUCUGUUUUAUUCGUCGUGUGGUUUUUCAACUUCGAACGACAAGAAACCACAAAGUCUUUAUCAUCAUUUGUACUCAAGAAUUUUAGCCUGCGGGCCUAUCACGGUUUCCGAUUAUAUGAAAGAAGUCUUAACACAUCCAACCGUAGGAUAUUACAUGAACAAAGAUGUUUUUGGCAAGCAAGGUGAUUUUAUAACAUCGCCAGAAAUCACGCAGUUAUUUGGAGAGAUGAUAGGUAUUUGGAUGAAAUAUGAAUCACAAAAAAUUUCAAAGGGUCCUUUCCAAAUUGUUGAAUUAGGUCCAGGUAGAGGAACUUUAAUUAAAGAUAUAUUAAGGGUGUAUAAACAAUUUAAAUCUCUAAAUAAUGUAACGGUACAUUUGGUCGAAAUCAGUCCUACUUUGUCUUCGAUUCAGGCAAAGAAUUUGUGUAAAACAAUUACAGAAUAUGAUGCAAAUAAGAAUGAAUUUAAAGAUAAUUCUGUCAAUUAUUACAAAGAAGGUAUUACAGAAGAUGAAGUAAAAAUAUAUUGGUAUUAUUCUGUUAAAGAUGUGCCUAAGAAUUUCAGUAUAUUUUUAAUGCACGAGUUUUUUGAUGCAUUACCGAUUCACAAAUUUCAGAAAACUGACAGAGGCUGGUGUGAAAUUUUAGUGGACAUAGUCCAAGGAAGCAGCGAAGAAAAAUUUCGUUACGUGUUGUCAAAUACAUCAACACCGGCUACUUUAUAUAUAUCGGCUGAUGAAAAGAGAGAGCAUAUUGAAAUUAGUCCAGAAACUUUAGUAAUAGUGGAUUAUAUAGCAGAUUUUUUAUGGGAACACGGUGGAUUUACCUUAAUUUGUGAUUAUGGUCAUAAUGGUGAUAAAACUGAUACUUUUCGUGGAUUUUUUCAACAUAAAAUACAUGAUCCACUAUUACGCCCAGGAACCGCAGAUUUGACAGCAGAUGUUGACUUUGCUGCUAUUAAAAAAAUUGCAGAAAAAGAUGAUAGACUGAUUGUUUUCGGACCAAUAAAUCAGUCAAACUUUUUACGAAACCUUGGAAUUGAUGUAAGAUUGCAAAUGCUUUUAAAAAAUGUUUCAGAGGAAAGAAAGAAAUCGUUAAAAUCUGAAUAUCAUAUGAUAAUGGAUGAAGAUAAAAUGGGAACGCGUUUUAAAGUUUUAUCACUAUUUCCAUCUAUUUUAAAAGAAUAUUGUGCAAAAAUACCAGUGGCAGGUUUUUAUUAGCCAUAAACACUACAAUAAAACGUUAUAUUAAACAUUUGUGUAUACAUAUAUUUAUUUUAAAUAAA